AUGGCCCAGGGCACGGUGAUCCACGUGGCCCCUGAGCAGCCCACCCAUGCUGUGUGUGUGGUGGGCACCGAGACCCCGCUGGAUGUCUGUGGCUCUGCCCCUAAGGGCUGCACGUCCUUUGGCAUCACAGCCUCGCCAGGAGUGGUUGUACAUGUUGCUCACAGUCCUCCAGCCAAGAAGAACACCACUGGUGCCUCCAAAUGGCCUCUGGACCCAGAGCUGGAGGUUCGAAUUUCAUAUUAUGGACCCAAGACCUCACCAAUCCAAGCCCUGCUCUACCUCACUGGGGUGGAGAUCUCUCUGAGCACAGAUGUCACCCGCACAGGCAAAAAGAAGUCAGCCAGGACGAAGAAGGAUCAGAGCACCUGGACCUGGGGCCCGUAUGGCCAAGGCGCCAUCCUGUUGGUAAACUGUGACAAAGAGAACCCAAAGUCCUCCAAAAUGGAUUUUGAGGAUGACAAGAUCUUGGACAACAAAGACCUGCAGGACAUGUCCCCAAUGACCCUAAGUACGAAGACUCCCAAAGACUUCUUUGCCAAGUAUCAGCUGGUGCUGCACGUGCCCAAGGCCAAAAUGAGCAAAGUGAGAGUGUUUCGGGCCACACGGGGCAAGCUGCCGUCCAGGUACAAGGUGGUCCUGGGACCACAGCAGUUCUCCCACUGCCUAGACCUGCCAGGUGGCCAGCACAGCACAGACUUCUACGUGGAGGGUCUUGCUUUCCCUGACGCUGACUUCCAGGGGCUCAUUCCCCUCACUGUCUCCCUGCUGGACAAAUCUAACCCGGAUCUCCCUGAGGCCCUGGUGUUCCAAGAUAGUGUGACAUUUCGUGUGGCCCCCUGGAUCAUGACCCCCAACACUCAGCCUCCCCAGGAGGUAUACGUGUGCAGGAUUCCUGAAAACGAAGACUUCCUAAGGUCAUUGACUGCUCUGACCAAGAAAGCCAAGUGCAAGCUGACUGUGUGCCCAGAGGAGGAGAAUUUGGAUGACCAGUGGAUGCAG
This is a messenger RNA of Cricetulus griseus (Chinese hamster), 999 nucleotides long. Lineage: Eukaryota; Metazoa; Chordata; Mammalia; Rodentia; Cricetidae. The record is from RefSeq and is a predicted model, not a curated record.